AUUAUAGUUCAGAGAUAACUAACUGUUAUCAACACCGUCUUCAUCUUCAUUUGUUAAUAAACUUGCGGUUGUUUAGAGUGUAGGUGUCAAGUGAAAAGACGUGAGCUAAGGUAAUCUUGAAAGGAUAUAAGCCACAUACUUGUUGAAAAAUUCAUUUGAAGCAGGUACCGCAAAAUGUAAUCCGUUAAGCUAGCAGCGAUACCUCUAAACACGGCCGUUAGCUAUUAGGGAUGUUACAUCACUACAAUUAUUCAACAUCAUUGAGUCAUUUUCUAAGUUAUCAUCAAUUAGAAGAUCGAUCAAAUGAAAACGAACAUCAAACUUCGAAUUUAUGUGACGAUAUUGUUCAAGAAAAUGAUAUUCGAUGUAGAAGUAAUUCUUCCGCUAGUAAUAAGUCUUUUACGAUAGCUGCAAUAUUGGGAUUGAAGAAUGACAACAAAAACUUAGGUAGCGCGGUAGGUUCUGCGACCGAUUUAAGUGUCGUGAACUUAUCGACGGGCGGUGACCGAAGCGGUGGCGCUCUGAUAUCUGGUUGCAGCAGGUUACAACUUCCGGUACACGUCUCGUCGGUGUCAGGCACUGCCGCUCCUGGAGGCCACUUUGCCCCCUCUAACCCUUCAGAUACUGGUCGCGGAUGCCCCCCGUCUAGGCACAAUGUGAGGAAUUCCCUCAAGCACAUGUCACAUGGUGUAUUACAAAAUAAAAAAAGUUGCAAAAGCAAAAGAGUCAGAACGAUUUUCACUCCCGAACAAUUGGAAAGGCUGGAAGCGGAAUUCGAAAGACAGCAAUAUAUGGUUGGACCGGAACGACUUUAUUUAGCACAUACGCUUCAACUCACCGAGGCACAAGUGAAGGUCUGGUUUCAGAAUAGGCGUAUAAAGUGGCGCAAACACCAUCUAGAAUUAACACAUCAACGUCUUGCGGUUUUGAAACAGCAACAGCUUCUACUCGAUGACACUCAACCGGAUGUACAAGAUACUAAUAGUUCCGGAACGGAUACGUGAGUUUAAUAAUGAAAAAAAUAUAUAAUGACGCUAAAGUAAACUUACGCAAAUAUGAUUAAUUAAAGAGAAACGAUACUAAAAUGUUGUUUAUUCAGAAUCAUUUAUUUUUAGUAAAUCAAAUUAUUGAAAUAUUAUUUAUAGACGACACCAUCUGAAAGUUGUUCGUUCUGUAUUCAUUUACAUACCGAAAGUUGCGUUUUGAGUGUUACAUGUAGUAAAAGUGACAGCUCCGUACUGCAAAACACUUUCAGGACGUUCUGGAGUAGACAACUUCUUAAAUGCGACUCUAGCCACUUCGAUGUUGAUAGUUGACAGUUUCACUUCGAUGAUUUUGUAUAACCUUAAAUUUUUAAUUUUCUGAAAUUAUUUGUUUUAUCCGAAGUUUUGUCUAAAUUAAUGACUUAAUAAUAAUGAAUGAUGAUGGAAAAGAAAACCUUAGUGAUGAAGAGUUACUCGAAUCCACGCCACCUGAUCACACCGAAGAAAGUAAUGCGGCCGUUCUUAAUUCGUUGCCGGAUAAAUCUCGUGCAAGGUACGCUUUAUGAAGUGGUGUCACCAGAAAAAAUUAUAAAUAAAAUGUUUAUAAUUCUCUAUUAGCUAUUUCCUUUCCUCAGUGUAAUUGAAAAAGUUUUUAAUUCAUGCGUCGUCUAAAAAAUGUUGUGUACGCCGCGGCUGGACAACAAUAGAUAAAAAUCAAUAUGGCUAAAACAAAUUUGGAUGUGGCUUUAUUGUUUUCCAAAAUAUUCUACAUGGAAAUCCAUAUACUUUGGCAUGCGUUUGCACCAAUUGUCGUAGCAUUGAGAUACCUGCAAAACAUGUGAUUUGAUCGCAUCAACUGCUUCUUCAGGAGUAGAAAAACGUUUACCACGCAAUUUAUUUUUAAUCUGUGGGAAUAAGAAGGAAUCAUUUGGUGCCUGCACGGUGGGUUAUCCAUCAAUUAAAUGUUUUGACUGUUCAAAAACGUUUUUGUUUGAACUGAUGUGUGAGAGCUCGGAUUGUCGUGGCGAAGAAUGAUUCGUCUUCUGCGACUGAUUUUUCCAAGACUUCUGUCAAACAAAUGCCGAUAUACCAUUCAGAAUUGCCUGUUCUAUGUUGCUGUAAUGGAACGACAACGACAUGUUCAGUAAUACCGAAAAAAUGGGUGACCAUUCACGCUUCGUGAACAAUUUUCGGUUAGUUUCGGGUUCUUAUGCAUAGAUUUUUUCAGCAUAUCUGUGCUCCAAUCGACACAAAUUUUUCCUAAAGCGAAGUGCGAUCACGAAUUAAUUCGGAAAAUCAGCGAAACACGGUAGCUCGACAUGGUGCUUCAUCACGAAAAAUUAAAACGAAUUGAUCGGCACACUGCUGGGUUAAUCCGCUCGAAAGCCAUAGAAAUAAUCAUCGCACGAAAAUGUUCGCGAUUUAUGUCCAUUUUUUGACCAAGUUGAAUGUUUUAAGUAACUGUAAACAACUUGAAUAGCACCUGUAUCUUCAUGACGGCAAUGUCAGAUUUGACAUAUUCACAUCAGUGUUGCCAUUUCCCAAAACUUAAAUAGUAACCCUCGUAACCAUAGACAUAGACCACUAGUCACCACAGAUUAUAUUGAGAGAGAGAGAGAGAGGUUCGUUGGUUUUUUUUGUGGCUGGGAGAAGAUAUUAUUUACGUGAAAGAAGGGAUGCAAUAGGCUGGAAAAGAUUAUAAUAAUUAAAUAAUAAUAAUUAAAAAAUAAAACGAGGAAAAGCAAACGCCCGAAAUAAACUAUCUAAUUUUCGCAGAUUGUGAUGAUAUUUUUUACGGUUGGUACUUUUCGUUUUUCAGAAUAAGUGAUACCAACGUGAGAUAUGUCGGUGUAAGCUGCAAUUUGGUGUGAAACUUACUUACACUAAAUGUAACCUAAAAUUUUACGUUUUCCUAUAUCUUAGGAUGCCCAGAAAUUUAAAUAUUUUUAACGUGACAAAUUUCUUCAAAUUUGUCGGAAUUUUACUUACUGUUGUUCGACUGAUUGGUCUGCCUAAAAUUUCGUAACAAAAUCGGGCAACAAAAUGUCUCAACAGGUAAAGUGGUUUAUGAUUUGAAUAAUUGCGUUUUGUUUAAAUGAUAAACUAUGCAAAUUGUGGUUUAUACAAAUUUAUUUACAAUAUGAAAUAUUUUUUUUCUACGAUGGUGGAUUUUUGUUGUAAAAAAUUCAUAAAUAUACGUAAGUUUACUGAUGCGAUAAAUAUUUUCGGAUAUCGGUCUAUUUAAUAUUAAACUAAGUAAAUAAUAUGUAGCAAAACACUGUACAUAUGACACGAAAAUGUAUAUAUUAAAAAAAUGUAAAAAUGUUCAAAUCAAAGAGUCCAAGAAGUUAAUCAAAGAUCUAUUUAUCAAUGCUACUGCUCACUUCUGUAUUAUCUUUUAAUGAUAUUUCAAAAAAAAACUCAGCAAUAACAGAUUUCGAAAUAUAACGAGAAAAGAAAAUGACAACGUUCAUACGAUUUAUAUUGCGAACUAGUGAAAUAACACGCAAAUGUGAGAAAGUUACUUUCAAUCGAGUUGUGUAUGCGUUUUUUUAUACAUACUUUAUAAGUUCAGUAGCGAUAUAAUAUUCUGUGUAAUAAUUCCAUCCGUAUUAACCCUGUAUUAAAAUAUAAAUUGUAUUAUACCGAUUUAGUGAAAACCAUUGCCACUUUUUCAUUUUCGGAUACUUAUCUACCUCCUGUAAUUGUGAAACUAUUUGGCCGAAUAAAUCAGUAAAUUUGAAACAACCUUUGUAAAACUGUAGGUCAGGUAAUUGAUUUUUUCAAUUUUAUUCUCCCGGAGAUAUCAGGGUGAAAAACUCCGCUUGCAAGCUUCGUCGUAAGCUUCAGCGGAAUUUAACAGAGAAUUCAGGAAACUGAUUAGGAAUCGAUAUCCCAUCUCCAAAAAAAUUGAUGUGGUUUUCCUAAGUUCCACGGGCUAUCACUAGCAUUUGCUUUGUUGAAAUCACUAAAUUGAAUUAUUCGAUUACUUUGUUUUUAUCUUCAUAAUAUUGUAGAAGAUAUUACAAAAAGACAAUUACUUCUGAAAAUUCACUAAUUCUAGCCUUAUUUUCACAAAUGAUUUCCAUUUUUUCAUCUCUAAGGUAACAUAAUCAUUUCAAAACUAAAAGAAAAGGUCCUGGCUACUUUUGGUAGUACAUGUAUAAAAUUAUACUUUCGGAUAUGACUGUUAUUUAAAAUGAGUCGAAACAGCAAUUAAAGCUGAUUUUACAGUCUUACGCUCGCGCUCUCGUUCGAGGUCACGCUGGAAACUAUUUACAGAGUUUUUGAGUUUCCGUUGUCAAUAAGGUUUUAAUUGGCUGUCACUAUUUGGACUAAUUUCAUUUCGCAAAACCAGAUGUAUGGUAUAAGAAAAAUCUCGUUACUGUCUGGUUUUUUGUCAAGUUUCGGCAUUUUUUUAGAUUUGUUAAUAUUGUUUUUAUUCUAGUCAUGGUUGAAUUUGAUUAAAAUUGAUGUACUAUAUGACCUGAAUACCAGUUUUCAUUUGUUGGCUCUGGAACGCCAGCGUCGAACGUAAACCAUUUUCCAACACUAACUAGGCGUGAACUUGUACGCGAGCGCGAGCGUUUGUGCUUAUAAAAACGUCAAUUUAUAAAUUUUUAAGCUUGCGCUCAUCCUAAAUUAAACAGAUUACCAAGUGUGAUUUAAAAAAACAAAUGCCGGCGCUCGCGCUUCAAUGCCUAAGGCCAUUAAAUUCUAUAUGCAGCGACCGACUGGAAGGUAAACGUUCUGAUCUACGUCUGAACGCCAGACACAGCCUAGCCAGAACAGCGCUAGCGUCUAGUCGUGUGUUAUAAAAUGGAUAUAAAUUCAACAAGGAACCGAGUAUUUAUUAAGAGAAAGAAAGAAGGAUAUUUCCAGAUUUUGAUAAUGAAACACUUAAAAGAAACCAAUUCUAAAUUUAUUGAAUAUUUUCAUGUCAAUCAAGAACAUUUCAAACAUAUCGUAGAACUUGUGCGGGAAUAUAUUAUAAAACUGCCAUCAAAAAGGCAUCCCAAGCCCAUAACACACGAAGAAAAAGUUGCUUGUCACUUUUAUAGUAUAAUGGACUGAUUUAAUCAAUAAUUCAGCUUUUACUUUAUCGAAUUUCGACAUUGUGUGCUGACGCCAAAUACGUAAGAUUUAUGAUGCGGCUUACGGCGUAACGCCGUACGCGGCCGACGGGGUUUAUGGGAGACCAUAGCCUGCGAACGCGAGCUUAAAAAUUGAUCUCAAUGGUUUAAAUAUAUACAUGUACGUUUGUAUUGAAUAUAUGUACUUAUUUGAAACAUCUGGACUCUUUAGAUUCAUAUAUCAACUGUAGUGCAAAUGUAUUAAGCCAAAGGGUUGUUCAAUAAUUUAUUUGUUAUUAACCUAACAAGAAAUUUAAUUGAAUUUAGUAUGUAAACUGAUGUAAUUUCAAAUAAAAAACUAUUAACUGAA
This is a messenger RNA of Diorhabda sublineata, 5426 nucleotides long. RefSeq names its product T-cell leukemia homeobox protein 1. NCBI's taxonomy places the organism in Eukaryota, Metazoa, Arthropoda, Insecta, Coleoptera, Chrysomelidae. The record is from RefSeq and is a predicted model, not a curated record. Gene Ontology annotation, biological process: neuron differentiation; regulation of DNA-templated transcription; central nervous system development. The coding region runs from base 231 to 1004 and encodes 257 amino acids. The transcript has 5 exons. Gene Ontology annotation, molecular function: DNA-binding transcription factor activity, RNA polymerase II-specific; DNA binding.